CUGUGUAAUGUGUUGUUUGUUUGUUGAUGUUUUCUUUUCACUAAUAUUAUAUAUAUUGUUCUUUUAAUAUCCGUUGAAGACAUUAAUUUAACGUUUUAUAGUAGAUAUCUGUGAUUUUAUGAUUGAUGCAACUUUUUUAAUAAGAUAUAUAAAAUGUCGCAAAGACGCCAAAUUAGGAGAAAUACCGUUGAAGAUACCACUACGUUAGACCGCGCUGCGGUUGAAUGUGUUCGAUACGUUUUUUCUCGUGAAGGAAGCAAAUUACCAAUUAAAAGGACUGAAAUUUUAAAGUAUUUGCAAAAUGUCUGCGAGACCCCUUCUAACCAAAUUAAUAGUGUAAUGGUUGAGGCCAACAAAGUUCUAAAAUCGGUUUACGGGUACAAAUUGGUGCAGAUUGAGGCAAAGAAUGGUGUACAGUAUAUAGUGGUACUUGAUGAUGAAUGCCAAUCAUUGUCAUCAAGUGUUAUAGAUCCCCAACAACGUAGGAUAUUAAUUGCAUGUUUAAUUCACAUAUUUAUGUCAGGAGGGCCUGUUAAAGAAGAUGAUAUGUGGAAAUUCCUCUCAGAGUGUGGUCUGUUGGAGGAGAAUGAUUACGCUGGUCGCAAAUCGUUCAUUAGUGCAACAACUAAACAAAUGUAUUUACUUCACACUAAGGUUGGUGACGGUGAGUUGGCAAGAAAUGUAUUUGAAUGGGGCAAAAGAGCCACAGAGGAAGUACCUAAAAUAUUUCUACUCAAUAAAAUGGCAGAGGCUUUAGAUAAAACACCUGAUCACUGGUAUGAACAAUAUAAGGAAGCUACUGAAGGGACUUAGUUUUAUAGAUGAUUUUGUUAAUAAAUAAAAAUAAACCAUUUUUUUAUAUUAAAA
Papilio polytes (common Mormon) is the source of this 867-nucleotide messenger RNA. Its product is annotated as melanoma-associated antigen E1-like. The record is from RefSeq and is a predicted model, not a curated record. NCBI's taxonomy places the organism in Eukaryota, Metazoa, Arthropoda, Insecta, Lepidoptera, Papilionidae. The coding region runs from base 154 to 813 and encodes 219 amino acids. The transcript is spliced from 5 exons. Gene Ontology annotation, cellular component: nucleus.